CUCGGGCUUCUCCUCGGUCACGUGGCCUCUCGGGCUUCUGCUCUGACACCCUCUGCCCUGUCCGCUUUGAGAAGCAGGAGGCGUGAAACGAUGAGAACCCUCCGAGAUGGCCAGGGAACGAGCAGCUUUCUUUAGCCAGUUUGAGCAGGAGAUCAUCCUGAAGACCUUCGAGGAGUACAAAGCCAUCAUAACGGCUAAAUGCAACACAGCGGCUGCUGCCAAAUCCAGAGUGGAAGCAUGGCAGAAGAUAGCGGAGAGGCUGAACGCCUCCAACCCCAAUAACGUCAAAAGGACCUGGCAGCAGGUCAAAGUCAAGUACAAGAACAUCGUGCAAUGUGCAAACAGGAAGAGGGCGCAAAAGCAGAUGCUCAGUGGGGGGCGGCUGCCUGCGUCUGGCUUCACCCCCGCUGAGGAGCUGGCGCUUUGGCAGAUCAGAGGGCGGCCCGUGCUGGAUGGCAUCGCGUGGGCCGGUUCGUCUGAGCAGGCUGGCUUAGGCGUCAGGAGCCCCAGUUCCACAGAGGCAGAAAGUUCAGGCCCUCUUAUACAGCCAGUGCCAACCAUUAUCGACAGCGCAGAAGAGCCCAUUGAUCACUCUGAUUCAGACCAUGAUGAGAAGAACAUAGUAGUGUGUUCUCAUUCUGAAGAGGGGAAUGAUGCCUUUACAGGCCAUGAGGAACCUGGUCCUUCAGGCCCAUUUCGACAUGCUGAUGAGGAGAGCGAUGAGGACGUGACCUCCCUGUACAAGCGGUACCUCAGACAGGAGGUCGCAUACCGGCAGCUGAAGAUGAAGAAGCUGGAGAAGGAGAUACAGUUACUUGAUAAAAAGCUGGACGUAAGUUAGACCCAGUCAGGCAAGGUUUCCUCUGAACUCCUAACGUAGAAUACAUUGCUAGAAUGCAUCGCCAAAGUCAAAGGGCAAUCCCACCCAUUUUUCAAAGUUUCUUCUUAGGUAGACAGGUAUGCAGAUACUAUGUUGUGUAAGGGAUGCCUGUGGGACAAACAUAACAAUACAGGCUCCUGUGAAAUCUCAUUUCUAUCAGCAUGACAAAACUUAAACUGCACACUGGCCGCUGCAGACGCGCGGCAAAAUUCGACGCGCCUACUUUACCGCACGAUGGAAGUUGCGAGUUAAUGAAUGCUGUAAGGCAGUCCCUUUUAAGAUGAAUGGAUCAAUGGAAUCCUGAGUGAAAAAAAAGUUUUUAGAUCUUUAAAUGUAAAUCCAUUUAAUUUAAGCAUAUAAUUAAGUUUCUUUCCCCUGAAAAGUGAACAGAUGAGUUUGGAAGCGAAGUUACUCAAAGUGCUGAUAUGCUCUGAAGAUCCUUCCCGUUACUGUGGACUGUUAUGUAUGGAGUGAUUCAUCGGUUCUAGCCUGGUGAUUGUUCCACCUGUACUGUAUUCUCUAUUAUAUAGACUUAUUCACAUUUUGUAAAUAAUGUUAAAUAUUUUUUUUAACACUCAACAAUUCACUAAUAAUUUUGUGCAAGGAGCUAAUUAGUGAAAUGCAAGUGAGAAGCUGUACUGAAGUUUAUUCUUGCACUACAGUAAGUAUGGGUGAUCAUGACCUGUGAGUUAUUCAUAAUCAAUAAAUGAUGAUUCAUACGAGUGCUUGA
This is a messenger RNA of Pygocentrus nattereri (red-bellied piranha), 1610 nucleotides long. RefSeq lists its product as uncharacterized. Lineage: Eukaryota; Metazoa; Chordata; Actinopteri; Characiformes; Serrasalmidae. The transcript has 8 exons. Gene Ontology annotation, cellular component: nucleus. Bases 107 to 841 code for a protein of 244 amino acids. The record is from RefSeq and is a predicted model, not a curated record.